GUACUGAACAUAACUCGAAAGCGAGAAAAUCGUUGAAGUAGCCUUCGAUUUUAACUUUUCUUUUAAUUGGUCGGCGGCGGCGGGUUUUCUCUACAAAAACUGAAUGGUUCUCUCGAAGAUUUGCCCCGCAAAAGGUGUCCUGUAGUAUCGUGGCUCCAAGGAAAAGUUCAGCGAAUUCCAGCACUGAAGCGGCUUUGAGUUUACAACGCGCCAAACGCGAGAAGUUGCGCCGCCGGCUAAAAAUCCUUUUUUUUUGCUCCGUUCGCUGUGUUGUUCUGCGUGAAGGAAUUUCGUCCUGGCGACCGAGUUUAAGUGUGUGAAAAACUGUGUCUUGAUUUGAGAAAACACUCGUUCGAAUUGAAACGGGGUUGUUGAGAGAUCCGGAAAAAAUUCCCGUUACGCUGAGAUAAACGAGGCAGCCGAUCCGAAUCGCCGAUGUGACCGAGAAGCUGGAAAAAACCAAUUGCCAAAAAGAAACGCGUUCCGGAACCAUCAUGGCCAGUCAAGCAGUUAUGGACACGCAGCCCGCCACGGAAAGCCAACUUGCCAGCCAGUGUACAUUGCUGGAAAGUCAACCAGCGGCCAAACCCGUCUUCGGGCGGCUGUGCGCCAAAAACGUGCAGAUCAGAAGCCUCGGUACUAAAUCUCCCAUCUUCUACACUUCGAGUGCUUCGACCAUCGGUGGCUACGAUCUUCACGAUGGCGAGCUUUUUACUGUCGGGCGAGAUUCGAACUGUAAACUCUCUCUGGAUACGGAGCACAUGCCCGAGAACAUACUAAGCCGAGUAUCCAAGGUUCAUUUCUCCAUCGAGAAAGAUGAGGACUUAGAUGCUCCCGUUUAUAUCAAAGACAAAUCCCGGAAUGGUACAUAUGUAAAUGGCAAGCUAAUCGGCACGAACCGACAGAGGCUACUGACGGAUGGGGACAUAAUUUCCAUCUGCUAUGCCGACCUGAAAGCUUUCAUCUAUCAUCAGCUGCGAGAAAAUCCUGCCACCAAGCAGCUGGCUAGCGAUUUAUCAAACACCUACUACAUUGGCCGAACGCUCGGUUCAGGGGCUUGCGGUGUGGUAUAUCUACUACACCAUACCGAUACUUGUGAGCGUUUCGCUUUGAAACAGGUGGCUAAGAACAAGAUGACCGACCAGCAGACCAGACCACGGCCGCUGAAUGAUCCAGCACGUGUUAUGAACGAGGUCAACAUCAUGAAAAACCUGGAUCAUCCCUGUGUCAUCCGGAUGCACGACAUCAUAGAUAAACCACAUUCGCUCUAUAUGGUACUGGAGUACAUGAAGGGAGGUGAUCUACUCUCGCGCAUUCUCGCCAACAAAAGGCUUCCGGAGAAAACCUCCAAACUUUUCUUUCUCCAGAUGUGCCACGCUGUCAAGUACCUGCACAGUCAAGGAAUAACACAUCGAGAUCUGAAACCGGAUAACAUCCUGCUGGCGGACGAAGAAGAGUACACUUUGCUGAAAGUUUCGGACUUUGGGCUAAGUCGGUUCGUGGGCAAAAACUCCGUCAUGCGCACACUCUGCGGCACGCCAAUGUACGUCGCCCCGGAAGUGCUACUUACUCGAGGGAGCGGUAGCUACACACCCAAAGUGGACAUCUGGGGUUUGGGCGUUGUGUUAUACACCAUGCUGAGCGGCACCAUGCCCUUCUCGGACGAUUUCGGAACACCAGCCGUCGAGCAGAUCAAGCGGGGCAAGUUCAGCUUCCGUCAUCCCAGCUGGCGGACCGUAUCAUCAAAAGCGAAAAAGCUCAUCUACGAAAUACUGAACGUGAACCCAAAGGAACGCCCGUCGAUCGAUACCGUGCUCGCCAGCAGCUGGAUGCGCGAUCCGGAUGUGAUCGCCGUGGCGGAACGGCUGAUGGAGCGCCAACUGACGACACAACCACCGCAGAUGCAGCCGCCGCGCACUCGGACCACGCACUCGGAUGUAGAAAAUAAUAAUAAGGGCCGGUCUACUGCGGGCCGAGUGUUUCAGCCACCCAGAAAGAAGCAGCGAGUGUGAGGGAAGUUGUGUGCGCCAUCCGAGAGAGCCAUCGUUACAGUUCAAAUCAUUCUAUUGUUAUUUAACGAUAGGACACCAGCUCGACGGACCGGCUUCACUAGGAAGCGGCAUAUUUUAAUCUUUUUUUUAUCAGUUUUUUUAUGUAGCACCUGUUUUCAAUGUGCAAAAGCCUGCUUUUACAGGCUUACUAUUCAUUAAGUUUCGUCGCAUUCCACUUUGUGGCAACAACCUGUCGAAAUCACAGAGCAAUAGGUGUUCACAAAGAUGUAUCACUCGAAGUAAAAUCAUCCGUAACAAUUUUGUUGACUAAGCGGCCGCAGUGAGAUGCCGUGUUUACUUGCUGUUCAUUUUGCGCGUUCGUUCAGCGAACUUAUCAUGAAUAUGCCAAACAGGAAGUUAGUAUACGUUACUUUAGUUGACUUAAAGUAUAGCGACAGACAAUCACCAAAAAUCAUCGGGUGGGCAACAAGGAGGUGAACAAGCAAGUAAAGUAUGUAGUGUGUGUUUGAAGUUCUGCUGCCUGUCUCACUGCAAAAUCCCUGUACUUCGUUGCACGUAAAUUUUAUCAGUAAUUAUGAGUAUCCUUUUUUGAUACAAACAAUGAACAAAGAACUGGUUUCAAUAAUGAACUAAACAAUUAGCCAUUGAGUGAAGCAUUGAUUAGUUAAACGCAAUGGACAAAGUUGUGCUCGUUGGUUGUGUUCCGCGUCAUGCUGAUUGUCUUAAGAGUAAAACAGACUCCCAAUAAAUGUGAUGUGUACAAUAUGAGAUAUACUUAACAU
Molecule: messenger RNA, 2794 nt
Organism: Anopheles darlingi
Lineage: Eukaryota; Metazoa; Arthropoda; Insecta; Diptera; Culicidae
Gene: lok
Product: ovarian-specific serine/threonine-protein kinase Lok
Exons: 5
Coding region: 495-2012 (505 amino acids)
Biological process (GO): mitotic DNA damage checkpoint signaling; protein phosphorylation
Cellular component (GO): nucleus; cytoplasm
Molecular function (GO): ATP binding; protein binding; protein serine/threonine kinase activity
Source: RefSeq, a predicted model, not a curated record